Durotheca rogersii is the source of this 751-nucleotide messenger RNA. RefSeq lists its product as uncharacterized. Bases 143 to 520 code for a protein of 125 amino acids. The record is from RefSeq and is a predicted model, not a curated record. The transcript has a single exon. NCBI's taxonomy places the organism in Eukaryota, Fungi, Ascomycota, Sordariomycetes, Xylariales, Xylariaceae.
UCAUGAUGAUGCUGUCACGGGUGUGGGCUGCUGGACUUGGGCUCGUGUUUACGGCUAGUGUUGUUGUUGUAUGUAGCGCCGGUGUUUGGAAGGUAGGCAUUGGCGUCGUAUCGGGCCUUGUAUUGGCGUGCCGAGGUGGUAGAUGGGUGGUAUAAUGGGUGGAAGUGGGCGUUGCAGACACGACAAGUGCCGGAAUGGCCUCGAAUACUUAACACCGCGCCCCUUUCCCACCCCGUCAGCAGCCGGCUCCCCCAAGCUCUCUCUCUCUCCUCCUACCUACCUAGGUAACGAAGACGAUUCUCUCGAAGCCCAGCUUGCCGGAAGUUCUAGAACCGCCCGUUCGACUGCGUGGUGGAACACAGCAUUUGUCCCGGCCCCGCUCUCAUCCACAGCGUCAGUUGUGUAUUGCGUGUGGUGUCUGUCCUAUCGACCACUACCUCGAGCGAAUCCAGUCGGCGUCGUCUUCUCAUGCCUAUUGUCUGAAUUGCUGUUGUUGUUGUCACUAGUAUUUGGAUAUUAAUUGUUUUUUCUUGAUGUUUAUUGUUAUUAUUCACCCCCCCCCCCCCCCCCAAUAGUUAAUAGGUAACGCAACACACACAAUUACUAUAUAUCCACCUGUCGAAUCAAAAGGACCGGGACCGACCCCUCGCGUUGCUGCUGGCCUCUGACGCGCGCGCCUCAGCCACUGUUCCGCCUCUCUUCUCUUCCGAAAUUCCCCAUCGCCUACAUCGACCCGUUCAGAAUCCGGUUU